Molecule: messenger RNA, 2030 nt
Organism: Gekko japonicus
Lineage: Eukaryota; Metazoa; Chordata; Lepidosauria; Squamata; Gekkonidae
Product: zinc finger protein 282-like
Exons: 7
Coding region: 1-1797 (598 amino acids)
Biological process (GO): regulation of DNA-templated transcription
Source: RefSeq, a predicted model, not a curated record
AUGCCAGUCUCUCCAGGGGAACAGACUACCGGGGAGCAGUCAUGCCUCUGGUGGAGUUCCAGGUGCGCCUUGGAGGCCAGCGGCCCCAGCUGGGGGCCCUCUGCAGUGGGCAAAGGAGGUGGCGAUGGGCUCCGGCUCACCAUCGCAGUGCUCCAGAGGACUAACUUUGAGUCCAGUGGCACCUUUAAGACCAACGAAGUUUUCCGUGAGUCUAUGAAAUCUUCAAGGGGGGCUUCCGGAGUGCAGGCCGCCCCUCUCCCCGAUGCCGGCUUCCCCAAAGAGGCCCAGCUGCAGACAGCCACGAUUUCCCUGUGGACGGUGGUGGGGGCUGUCCAGGCCAUGGAGAGGACGGUGGAGGCGCACGCCCUGCGGCUGAUGAGCCUGGAGCAGAGGUCGGGGACGGCCGAGAAGAGGUUUGCGGCCUGCGAGAAGGCCCUGGCGGAGCUGGGGAGUCGGCUGGAGAGUCGGUGGGCGGUGCUGGGGACCCUCCUGCAAGAAUACGGGCAGCUCCAGAGGAGGCUGGAGAACAUGGAGAACCUGCUGAAGAACUGGAACUUCUGGGUCCUGAGGGUGCCUGUCAGCUCCUCCGGGGAGGCGUCCAAGGGCUCGGCUGCCUUGGAGGAAAUCUCAAGCCAUUUUUCUCACGAGAAAUGGGAAAACCUGCAGGACUGGCAGAAGGAGAUGUACAAAAAUGUGGUCAAGGGAAACUGCGAGUCUCUGAUCUCCCUCGAUUUUGCCGUUUCUAAACUGGAAAGUUUGACCUGUACGGAAGAAAGAGUGCCACCUUGUGGUCUCGCCCUGGCAGACUCAAGAGGAGCCCAAGAGCCCCCCGCUGAUACCGGAACAGGACCACCUGCUGCCAGAACAGAGGUGCUCUCUUGGAUUAAACAAGAGGACGACGCGUGUGGAAGGGAGCAGAUGGGGAAAGUGCACGGCAGCGGAGGCACCUGCAACUACUACACUGUUUCUAAACUGGACAGUUUGCCAAGCGACAGGGACGAGGGCCCAGCCUGCAUUCCUUUCCAGGCGGACAUGGAACCAGAAGCCGACACCAUCUCUGUCGUACAGAAUCCAGCCGACGACAGGGGCCUGCUUCCUAUUGAGGACCCCCAACCAGAAGACCCCGCCAACCCGCCCCUGCUGCUCUUCUUCCCGGGCGGAUCGGUGGCCCCCAUCUGCAACGGCAACAUCGGCGAGAGCCAGCCCCUCUCCAGCCUCCACGGCUCCUGCGUUGGGGGCAGAGCCGGCGGGAACGACCCCAGCUCUCCCGCGGCGACCGCCGAGGCGGCGAUGGACCGGCCCCACACCUGCCCGGAGUGCGGGAAGACGUUCAGCCUCCUCCUGAGCCUGCAGAUCCACCAGAUGAACCACCAGAAGAAGAAGCGCUACGAGUGCGCCUACUGCGGCUUCGCCUUCGGCUGCCCCUCGGAGCUCCUCCGCCACGAGAUGACCCACACCAAGGAGAGGCCCUACAAGUGCACCGUCUGCGGGAAGGGCUUUGUGCGCAAGCAGCACCUCAUCCCCCACCUGCGGCUCCACACGGGCGAGAGGCCCUACCACUGCACCGAGUGCGGGAAAGACUUCAUCUGCAAGCACCACCUCCUGGAGCACCAGCGCACCCACACGGGGGAGAGGCCCUACGCCUGCGCCGAGUGCGGGAAGACCUUCCGGCGCAAGAAGUCGCUGAAGGACCACUUGCACAUACACGGCCCUGGGCAGGGCCCGACGGACUCGGCCCAGGGGCACCCGGACGAGCCCCAGAACGUCACGGACCUCAGAGCAGAAAGCGCCAGGUAGCAAAGAGCGGGGUCCUGCUCCCGUGUUCCCCAAAGAAGGCCACGCUCCCGUGGCCAGUCGUUGCUCCAAACUCAGAACUGGCUGGGGGAAAAGGUGGCCGGGGGUACAGCCAAAAUAAGGCGGAGCUCGCUGGGCCUCAUUUCUCCUGCUCCUCCGGGGCCCCAGGGAGGGGUUAUGCCCGGCAGCCAGGGCUCUUUUUGUAGAAAAAGCCCAGCAGGAACUCAUUAGCAUAA